CUUGAUAUCGGCCCAUCUCUGCCGACCGGUGUCGUUUUCGUCGUCAGUCGUCGUCGUCGUCGACGCUGUCCUACAUGGAGUACCGAUAUGUAUCCAACAGGCCUUCUUUACUUCUUUACUUCCUUUCUUCUUUUACUUCUUUCCUUCCACUUCCUUCCUUCCUUACCUCCGUACCUCCGUACUUCCUUCUCUCCUUCCACUCCAUCGCGCAUCCAACGAGAACAGAAGAAGAAGGAAAAACUCGUUGCGGACUUACGGUGUCGAUGGAAAAGUUCUGCUUCUCCGCCUGGAUCGCCUAUGUGCCAAUGAGCAACUCCCCAGCCAGCAACAGCGGCGGCGGCGGCUGUGGCAUACGUAAGCACGUAUGUGUGUCUAUAUAUGCACAUAUCUGCCUGGCCCCGCCGGCACCAUGGAGUCGUCGACGGGAAGCCGUUCGAACUUCGCCGUUUGGUGAUCCUCAUUCCUUCUGGGUAUUCCUUCAAUUCCCAAUUCCCCAUACAUAUACAUAAACAUCCUCGACCGCCGCCGCUGCAUGCGCUCAGACGAGCAGCCACAAUUCGCAAUCCACAAUCCACAAU
This is a messenger RNA of Tricharina praecox, 578 nucleotides long. RefSeq lists its product as uncharacterized. Bases 75 to 509 code for a protein of 144 amino acids. NCBI's taxonomy places the organism in Eukaryota, Fungi, Ascomycota, Pezizomycetes, Pezizales, Pyronemataceae. The record is from RefSeq and is a predicted model, not a curated record. The transcript has 3 exons.